CGCAGCCUCAUCACCACCACACCUCUGUUAGACACUGACGUCACCUCCUAGCUAGACUGGCAGUUGGAUGCUUCGGGCUGAGAGAUAUUGUUGACAUUUUGUUUGGAUCGCUUUUGUCUGGAUUUUUGGACAUUACACCGACAGUAUCCGCAGAUUUAGAAGCUCGCUUUUCGACUCUACCAUCACGUCUCAGCGCGGGGAUCCAGCAAAGAUGAAAUGGAUGUUUAAAGAGGAUCAUUCCCUCGAGCACCGAUGUAUGGAGUCAGCCAAAAUACGCAACAAAUAUCCUGACAGAGUACCGGUGAUAGUGGAGAAGGUUUCUGGCUCUCAGAUAGUGGACAUUGAUAAGAGGAAGUACCUGGUGCCCUCUGACAUCACAGUGGCCCAGUUCAUGUGGAUCAUCAGGAAACGCAUCCAGCUUCCUUCAGAGAAAGCCAUCUUCCUCUUUGUUGACAAAACUGUCCCCCAAUCCAGUCUGACUAUGGGCCAACUCUAUGACAAGGAGAAGGACGAGGAUGGCUUUCUGUACGUGGCCUACAGCGGAGAAAAUACCUUUGGUUACAAGGCCUGUUAUGCAACACGUGGAUAAUACUUAGCUGAAUACCAGUCUCUCUCUCCCACACACAAACACAUACACUGACACAAUAGUGCCCGACAUAUGCUGGAGCACAAUGUUUCAGAUAUUGACCUUUACAUGUGUUACACAAGUAAUGCACCCACACACUUGGCACAGUCAUUUAUGGAUAACUUUUGAUACUAAAAAUACACAUUUAUGGUGAAAAUUAAUUACACCAAAAUGCUACAAUAAACAAACUUGUUCAGAUUUUUUUGACAGGCUCAGAUGAUUGUUAGUGUCAAGAAAUGUUUGAAUUUAAUGGUUGGUCUUUUUGUCAUGAUUACUGUUUAAAGGUCAGUUGUGGAGAGAAAUAUCUUUAACACUGCCAUAAAAUAAGAAUAAGAAUUACCACACAUUAUAGGCACGUCAGUUAUCAUUAGUUCAGUAUCAACACCAGAAUUAGACUUAAAAAAACAACAACUAAUUUUCAAUAUUCACACAUAUGCUUUAGUUUUUUUCAGUCCAGUUUUGUUGUCAAAGAUAUUUGACAUCAGCUGAAGUGAGAGAGAAACCCUCUAUUCAUGUGAAUCAGAAUCAUCAAUCAAAUUAUGAAUGUAUUUUUAUGGCGCUUAAUAUCAUGUAUAAAAAAUUUAGUAUGUAAUUUAAUUCUACAGGUACACUCGCCACUCCAGUAGACAAUGAGAACAACUAUAAGCAUGUGGAAGAAGGCAGCUCAAGCUAUUGAGGUGGUGAAUGAGGAUGGAUGACUGUUAGCUGGUCAGGAGGAAGCCAGUGUACAGUGUGUCCCGCUCAUGGCCAGGGACAAGCACCAGUCCCUGGGAUGUUACUGUGGCUUUCCAGUCUGGCUGUUAAAUAUGUGCAAAUUAUUUAGGCAGAAAAGAUGUCAGCAUCCCCAGGAUGCAGACUCAUGAAGCCAACAGCAAAUCAUGAACCUCAGUGAACUUCUAAAGAACUCCCAACACUUUCCUUGAAGUUUAUUGUGUUGAACUCUGAUCUUUUUACGUUGUCUUCACUAGGUAACAAUCUGAAAAUACAACCAUGUAAAAGCAAAGGACUUAGUCAGUUCCUUUUAUAAUAUCAAUCUGUCCAGGAGGUACUCACUGAUGAAGUGUUACACUUUCUCACUCAACCUGCAUCAUCCACGUCUACAUCAGUUAGUCGUCUCCUAUGUUCCUCAGAGAUCCUCUCAGCAAUCUCUGUGAAGUUGUCUAGUUUUUUGUCCUUUUUCAGUGUAGACGUGUUGACUUGUUAAACACAGGUGUAACUAAUGAUAUCAAUAAUGGCUGUAUUCCAUUUCUAGGUUACACGGUGUGGUGGAAUGGAGUGAUUGUUAAUGUUUUUAAUUACAUCUGUACGUUCCCUGCUAUGACAAGUCAAAAUGACUGCUUUCAAAACUUUGUUGAAGCUGCCUUUUGUAGAUCUUAAUUCUGACCUGACUGCUGAUGUUUUAGAAGAGGUUAGUGGAUGUUAAAGGGAAAAACUCUGAAGUCCUCCUCAGCUCUCUGGAGAUUUUAGGCCUGUUUCAGCUCAUUGUUUUGGUUUGCUGGACCACAAUUGCAUUUCAAUCGCAUUAAACUUGUUUCCAGACAUGGCAGGCAGCGGUUAUCAGUCAAAAGCUCUAAUUAACCAACUGUACAUUGCCUUCCCAGCACCAAACAGCAGACAGACAAGACAGUUGGUGACUAGCUGGUGAACACAGUGGAGCAUUUAUCUGAUAAAGAUUCAGAUAUUUUUAUCAGUAGUAGGUGAAGACAGAGCUAUAUCUAAAGUGAAUAUUGAACUUACAUUCAGCAGGUGGACAACAACUUCAAAUGAAUUCUAAAAUUACUCCAUUUCAAAAAAUGUUAUAAGUUGUUUAAUAAUAUAUCAGUGCUCUGUUUUCAGCUUUAUACACUUGACAAACAGCAUUUUUGUAUGAUACCUUUCAACUUUGAAACUAUUUUGUUGUUGAGUAGUUUUCUAUUUCCCAUUAAUUUGGUCAAAUACAAAUGACAGGUACUGAUAUUGGCUUUAGAAGAUAAUUUGAUCUAAGUUAUAAGUUAUGCUGUGUUUUGUGUAAACCUUGGGCCACACCAUAAUUAUCAUGAACCGGGUGGCUAACAAGCUUUCGAGGGUAUGGUUUAAAAGGCAUUCUGGAAAAUGUAAGAAAUGGCAUCCGCCAGCAGAAGUAGAGGAUGCAGGUCAUACAAAAAUUCAAUACAUAGCGCUGGAAGAUAAUCUAAGAAGGGAUUUCUUCUUUAAGACUUGCCACUCACCAAAACAACUAUUUACACUCCACUGAGAAUACAAACAUGGAGACAGCUGCAUUGCCUCACCUCUUGUUCAACGUUUGUCCAGCUUAUGGAACUGAUCCAAGUUCAAAUUCAGUUUGCCUCUAGGGCAACUGCUAAAACACUGUGUGCCAUCAGCACAUUACAAACAGGUACAUGAUAAUAACAUCAGAAGAAUUAUUAUGAACCACUGAAUUGUUAUCCCUCUUCACUCAAAUGACUCUGAAGCUGACAUUUUGGCUGCAGCUGUAGUUUUUGGUGCUGAAUCAGAAGAAGACAUUUGGUGUCUUUCCACACUUUACUUGACCCAUCAAAGUAUUCAUAUUUGUGCACCACAAAGCUGAUUGAGGCUUUUGAACAUGGAAUGUAGAUGUGUAAUAUAUUGAUGGAAUGCAAUCAUAUUGAGGAUUAUUUUAUUCCACCAGUGUUGUAUGAUUGUUGUAUCUUAAAGACAUAACGGAAUUUUAGAUAUUGGAGAAAGGUAAGGAAGCUGGAAGACCUGACCAAUAAAAGUGAAUGUAAAAUGAA
Messenger RNA from Xiphias gladius (swordfish), 3375 nucleotides. It is a transcript of the gene gabarapl2, whose product is annotated as GABA(A) receptor-associated protein like 2. Gene Ontology annotation, biological process: cellular response to nitrogen starvation; autophagy of mitochondrion; autophagosome assembly. The transcript is spliced from 4 exons. Bases 212 to 589 code for a protein of 125 amino acids. Lineage: Eukaryota; Metazoa; Chordata; Actinopteri; Istiophoriformes; Xiphiidae. The record is from RefSeq and is a predicted model, not a curated record. Gene Ontology annotation, cellular component: autophagosome; autophagosome membrane; cytosol. Gene Ontology annotation, molecular function: ubiquitin protein ligase binding.